This is a messenger RNA of Aplysia californica (California sea hare), 2396 nucleotides long. RefSeq lists its product as uncharacterized. Gene Ontology annotation, molecular function: G protein-coupled receptor activity. The transcript is spliced from 4 exons. Bases 819 to 1979 code for a protein of 386 amino acids. Gene Ontology annotation, cellular component: membrane. The record is from RefSeq and is a predicted model, not a curated record. NCBI's taxonomy places the organism in Eukaryota, Metazoa, Mollusca, Gastropoda, Aplysiida, Aplysiidae. Gene Ontology annotation, biological process: G protein-coupled receptor signaling pathway.
CCCCCAACGCCCAAUUCGCCCCGAGUAUUUUUGGUUUUAAUAAAUGCACACAUAAUAUAUACCCUAUGUUUAAUGGUUGCAGGCUUAUUCUAGAAUGACCAGCUGUAGUCAAAUGACAAAUUAUGUCUCUGUACCAACACAAAUAGUAGCAAGAUAAACCAACGGUUUUUUUCCAUUGCCAUAACGCGUGGCAAUAAGUAGGGUAAACGCUUUCGAAGGACAAUUUCCCCUAUCUCUUUUCUUUCCCCACCUCUGUGCCUCACAUGUACGUACCGAUCACUUUAUGGGGCUGGUAAAGAAAAUUUUCGCUGGUUAUGCCUACUUUAGAAAGUUUACAGUAAAGAAGGGCCUAGGUUCCCUGCUUAUCGCUUGUUGCAACGAGAGGAGAUUGCUCGAGGGCAAGCAGUUUGACAGUCAUCGCUCUUGUGUUUGGCGUGUGGGUCCUCUCUCCUGUUGGUCCUCUACAGGCUACACCUUCGCACACACCGAUUCAAGAGGCCUGGGGACCAAGGACUGGGCUUGGCUAACACUCGAGCAUACCUGGACAGACACUAUGUUGUCCCCAGCGCGUGAGAGGAGGCCACUAAAACAACGACACAGCCACAGGUGUCGCGACAACUGAACUGAUGUCAACAAAGCAAGCUAUUUGUAAAACUAAGAGGUUUAUUAUUCUACGUCUCAACUGAUCGCUACAACUCCUGCUGUCUCCAACAGAAGUGAGCACGAGCAACUCUCAGACGCCACGCGCGUCACCAAGCCAAUUACGUCAUCGUUGCAAGGAGGCUUCUUUCAGUCAUAAAAUUCAACAAAUUUUCAAGAUGGCAGCGGACCCAACAUCAACUCCUCUCACUCCUCCUCCCAUAGAGUUGGAGGAUAACAUUACCACUACAACUACGACCACUCUGGCACCUGUUGACGUGUUUCUGAAUACCGUUGGAACUCUCUUUGACUUUCGUGAGAUGUCGAUCGUUGACUGGGACGAGGUCCAUGACGGGGACAAGGUUGCGCCCAGGGCGUACACCUCUUGGAACGCCCUCAACAUUACUCGUCUGGCCCUGGCCACCUGGAUCCUGGCCAGUCACUUGGCCAUCGUGGUGUUCCUGUUGGCCAAGCAUGUCUUGAGAACGCAGCCCAAAAACCUGUUGAUUGUGAACGUCGCUUUGGCCAACAUUCUCAUGGGAGCUUUCGUUGUGCCUGUCAAGCUUCACUUUAUUCUACAUCCUGACCAUGCCGACUGUGACUUGGCCGUGGGUUGGAUGUUCAUCUCUGACUACUUCCAGAGCUCCUUGUCACUGUUCGCCGUUUUCUGCCUGGUCCUCGAGCGAUUUGUCUACGUCUACACAGAGAAAAAGCAGAAGAACAUUCUACCAUUAGCCAGAACUAUCGGAACAGUCAUACUCAUGUUGGUUCCGUGGGUCUUCUCCCUCAUCAUUCUCUUGCCCACAUUCCUCAGCGGCCUCCUCGCAAAGUCAACCAAGUCAGACUCUUGCUUGUUCAAAGUAGACGACUCUUUUUUUCUCGCCUGCCAACUGCUCGCGUUCAUCCCCGCUUCUUUCGGCGUGUUCAUCUUCGCUCCAUUCACGGGACUCCUCGACUGUCUACGUCCAAAGCGAUGUUUCUACCGACCGCUCACACCGCGCGGGGAGUCCAGCACCGUCACCACAAUCGUUACCCUUUUCUCCAUCUUCUGCGAGGCGCCGUACUGCAUCGUGAGGGUGUUGAUGAUGAGGAUGGAAUGCAACAGUCCCGACUGCACACGCCUGGCCGAAGGCCUGACACUCACCAUGUGGCUGAGAAUCAGUAAAGCUGCCGUCUUUCCUUUCAUCUGGCUGGCGUACACAGAUAUUCGGGAUGCUAUGAAAUGCAAAUUUGACUUGGAUGCUGUAUGUGGAGAUGACGACGACUUUGGCGAUGAUGACGAUGAUCGUAAACUGGAGGACACUGACCCGGGGUACCCCCUCACAGUACGCCGAGCGUAGGGACCAAGCAUUAGUAUAUAUAUAAGGGAGAUCAUUAUAGUCAUGCUGGACUUGUGAUAAUGCUAUUAAGUCAUAGUCUAUACCAGUGUUUGCCAACCCGGGCGAAACCGAGCGAUUCGGUAAUUUUGGUGGGCGGUGGGGGGUCACUUCUGUAGUGACAGGUCAAUGUCCACAGUUGGAAAAAUACAUGUAAGUGGGCGAUAAUAACGGUGGCACCUUACGGACACUGGCAAUAAAAAGGUUGGCAAGCGCUGGUGUAUACUGUUCAAGCUCCCUGUGCCAGACCCUUCUCCUAUUAAGGAAGUGAUCAAAUAUCAUUUGCUCUGCUUCAUGUGUUGGAAUAUGGGUACGCUCCAGCUACAUAGGCUUUUACUUUUAUAACCCGAGGAGGAAUUAAAUUUUGAUAUCGUCUUCAAA